This is a messenger RNA of Larimichthys crocea (large yellow croaker), 1396 nucleotides long. It is a transcript of the gene spata45, whose product is annotated as spermatogenesis associated 45. Bases 1077 to 1340 code for a protein of 87 amino acids. Lineage: Eukaryota; Metazoa; Chordata; Actinopteri; Sciaenidae. The transcript is spliced from 2 exons. The record is from RefSeq and is a predicted model, not a curated record.
AGUAACAUCCCAGUACUGUACUGUACAGUAACCUGACACACUGCUAAAAAUGUAUAAAACAGAGUAUUUUGAUCCAUAACAUUACUGUAAAACUACAAUAUUUCAUGGCUGAGUUAUAGUAUAUGGUGCUUUUUGUUCUUGGAGACACGGUGAGCUCAGUGCUGAAAGGUUCAUGUAAAACACUCAGAGUGAGAUGGAUCACAUGCUGUAACAUGGCUGCUGUGUUCGUAUGAUUAGCCGCUCCAUAUGCUCAGGACGUUAUCUGUUCUAAUCCUAAUCAUCGUUUGACCCAGUGGGACUCUACAGACAAGCUACAGGUAGAAGUCUGAUCUCAUUAGACACAAAUCUCACCUGAGAUUUGUGCCAAAAGACAAACUUUAUAUAGACACAUUGUGUGUUUUACAUUCAGAUGCAGGCCUGUAUUUUUAUGCACUUCAUCUCUGUUGUCUGUUUCAAGAUCAAAUAACCUCUGUUUGAGAGGAGGGAGGGAGCUGAGCUCUCACUCUGUCUCUGUUUUCAGGUACCAAGAGGAAAAAAACAAGAAUUUGCUCUCAGGGGAGUGAUCAGCAUCAUCGCGUGAAAACAUUCGACCCAAAGGAAAGCAUGUGUGUCAACAGACUGGUCGUGUCUCAUGUCUCGGGUCUCGGACAAAGAGGACUCGGGAUUUCAAGACUGGUUAAGACCAAGACAAGUGCGGAGAUAUUAUUCACUAAAUAACGUGGAGUUUGUUAACUGAAAAUGUGUUUACACCAGCUGUUCUUCAGUCUGUGGUUAGAGAGCAAACACCUGCACGGCACAGAACACUGAAGAGAGUUCAGGUCGAGGUUUAACCACAAGACCAAGAACAACGAAUCAAACUCGGUAUUUUAUGAAGCGGGUUGUUAAAAAAAACUAAAUGAGUAUGAUCUGUUUCUGAAACUCUGCAUGGAGUAACUCAUCCUGCCAAAACACAAAACAUCUUUGGCAUGGAGCGCCUUCCUCAGGUUUCCCGUUGCCAUGGAGACACCAGCCUCACAAACUGACCCCAGGUUACAUAAUUUAUAAUAGGAAAAAACACACACACACUAAGAUUUGAAAUGUCUGGAUCUGAAGAGCGAGCUCUCCUGGAGCUGAACCUGCGGAGGGAGACGUGGUGUCAGGUGGAGCUGAACCCAGGCCAGUCCUGGGAGAGGACCGAGAGGAGACAUUAUGGGAGUCACCUGAGGACCGGCCCGGUGCUUCUCAGCGCUCUGACCGCCGGACAGCAGCGCAGGACUGAGGCCCGCAGAGAGCUGCAGCCCCCCGCAAAGCUUCCAGAGAGGAGGCACUUUGAAGAAAACAAUAAAUCACACCUGGUGUAGACGACUGCAGCCCGAAGCUGAUUCAGCAAAUACACACAGGACCUGAACACACUUCA